AUGGGUUUCUUUUCUUCGUUUACUGAUGCCUCAAAAGCACAAGACGAGUCAGUUGAUACGUUCGAGAUUGGCCGCACCUUGUUGAACAAGCUCGAGGCCGCACAACCGGAUUCAUCAGCGCCUGGGCCAGAAGCAUCGCGACAGAGUGUGCUGGAUGAGAAUGUGCAAAAGAAACUGAGUGAGGAGCUCGCGAAAUUGCGAAAGCAGGAGAAAGAGGUGCAGAUGCAAAUUAACUUGGCCCUGGAAAAGGAGAACUUGGACCGUGAGGACAAGCCAUGGUUUGGUCGCAAAGACAAAGGUCAGAGCAGCCAUGUGAUGCAGCAGGAGCUGGAUCGUAUCAAAGCACAAGUCGAAAAGUACAAACGGCGUGACAUGUCGUCAUUCCCAGACUUGCAAAAAGCUCGUGAAGCGGUCGUUCAAUGCUACCGGUACGUGCGUCCACAUACAAGCAUGCUUGCACACCUGCCUCACUUGCACGCCAAGAUUAAGUACUAA
Molecule: messenger RNA, 495 nt
Organism: Malassezia globosa CBS 7966
Lineage: Eukaryota; Fungi; Basidiomycota; Malasseziomycetes; Malasseziales; Malasseziaceae
Exons: 2
Coding region: 1-495 (164 amino acids)
Source: RefSeq, a predicted model, not a curated record